UGGAGUCCGGACAAAGUUGAUGCAGUGCAAAAAGCCAACACGCCGCUGAUCCAACGCGCGACUCCCGAGGAUUCAAAUCGAAAACUGGAGCUAGAGAGCCCUCCUCCCCAGUGCCGAAGCCCCCUUUGCUGCUCAUGACGGACUACAACGCUAAUAGUCCACAUGAAGUAUGCCAAGGCACGAUUCGUCAUGAAGAAGAAUACUUUGCUCAAUUUUGGCAACACAUUGACAUCCUUGUUUACUUCGUACGUAGACACAUUGCCAUCCCUCGACCAACGUGGGCGAAUGCCGGCCAUCGCAUUGGUGCACAGGUUCUUCGGCUAUUAAUAUUCGAG
Molecule: messenger RNA, 335 nt
Organism: Cladophialophora yegresii CBS 114405
Lineage: Eukaryota; Fungi; Ascomycota; Eurotiomycetes; Chaetothyriales; Herpotrichiellaceae
Exons: 1
Biological process (GO): protein deglycosylation
Cellular component (GO): cytoplasm
Molecular function (GO): mannosyl-glycoprotein endo-beta-N-acetylglucosaminidase activity
Source: RefSeq, a predicted model, not a curated record